Trichoplusia ni (cabbage looper) is the source of this 4937-nucleotide messenger RNA. Its product is annotated as stromal membrane-associated protein 1-like. The record is from RefSeq and is a predicted model, not a curated record. Lineage: Eukaryota; Metazoa; Arthropoda; Insecta; Lepidoptera; Noctuidae. Gene Ontology annotation, molecular function: metal ion binding; GTPase activator activity.
GUCAUAUAGCUCUAUGGUUUCUCUUUCCUUCAACAAACAAGCAUUCCACCCAUUUUCAUUGAAUUUGAUAUCGUUUGCUAAUAAUAUUUCAGAGAAAUGUCUUCUAAAAGUGAAAAAGAUCGAGCCAAACAGAUCCAGGACAGAUGUCAGAACAUAUUGAUGCAGAUGUUGAAGGAUGAAGACAAUAAAUAUUGUGUUGACUGCGAUGCUAAAGGUCCUCGCUGGGCGUCAUGGAACCUGGGCAUAUUCCUGUGCAUCCGCUGCGCCGGCAUCCACCGGAACCUCGGCGUGCACAUUUCCAAGGUGAAGAGCGUCAACCUCGACUCCUGGACGCCUGAACAAGUCGUAUCUCUCCAACAAAUGGGCAACUCCCGAGCGCGCGCGGUCUACGAGGCGAACCUACCGGACUCGUUCCGGCGGCCGCAGAACGACUCCUCGCUGGAAGCCUUCAUCCGCGCCAAGUACGAGCAGAAGAAGUACAUCGCCAAGGAGUGGGUGCCGCCAGCACUGCCCAAGGUUAACUGGGAUAAAGAGAUCGACGAAGAAAUAGAGAGACAAAAACGGAAAAAGAAAUCCACCAGCUCAGGGUUAGGACCACUACCAGCGCCCACCACCAGUGAUAAGAAAUACAAUAAAUCUGACGUCAUUCCAAGUCUGCCAAAGCCAAAAUCAUCAGUGAGCCCGAAGUUAGGGCGGUCUACGCCGCCCACAGCUCAGGCCGACCUCGGCAAGACCAACGGGUCUGCAGACCUCCUUGGUCUAGACACGAGCACGAAGCCAGAACCGAAACCGGCCAACGACGACAUUUUCUCCAGCUUCUUCUCAGCCCCACAAGAAAAACCAGCCGAACCCAAACCAGAAGACUUGAAACCAGACCUCAAGGCCGAGGAAGAAAACUUCUUCAAACAAGCCGCGCCCACGGAGAAGGAAAAGUCAAAGUUAACAAAGGACAGUAUAUUAGCCUUAUACAGUCAGACUCCCUCGACUAAUCUAGUGAAUCAAUUCAACCCGCAACCCGUACAACCCGUGCAACCCGCGUAUCCCUUCGGCAACGUCUACCAACAGAACUUCAACAGCAUGCCGGUGCAAAACGGCAUGCAGUUCAACCAGUUCCCGAUCAACAACCAAUUUCAGCAACAACCGUUCGGGGGCAGGUACAGCAACCGUUGCAGAGUCAACCUCCAGAGCAAUCAGUUUUUCAACCAGCCGCAGCAGCCGUUGGCGCAACAGUUUAACAGUCUGAACUUAGGGCAAAGUUUUCCGAACGCGUUCGCGCAACCAAACACGAAUGUCGGUAACACAAGUGCAACAUGGCAGUAAACAGUUUGGUUGUAUUAGAUUGUUUUUAUUUACCGCAGAUGUAUUUAUAUACAAGCCUAUUUGUUUACGUAGUGGCGUGUUACAUUCCAAUAUAAAGACUUCUUUGAUGUUUCAAACCUUGUUAUGAAGUUGCCAUAGACAACUGUGUUGCCAUAUUACAUACAAAUAUUUGUAGUUACCUCAGAACUUUGUCAACAAGGAUUUAAAUUUUUGCUGAAUGAAUGAUUAAAAGUGAGAAAAGUAUCAUUCGGUUGUAUUACAUUGCUGUUUAUGUUCGAUCUCUUAUGAUACAGAAGCAAUAUAAGCACGCAAUGUAGCGCAAAUCGCUCGAUAUUUGUCUCACCGUUUAAAUAAACUUUUACAGUGACUAAUAAGGCAAAUAUCCUCAUUACAUAGUAUUAAUACUGUCAAAUAACAUACCCUACCUCUUUGAUAUAGUAACGUGCUACGUCGUAACUAGCUACGUGUUACAAUCCACGCAGUGCUACGUAACGAGCUACGCGAUAAACUUGGUGUAAGUAUACACAAGUGCUACGAGUAACGCGCUACGUAACAAAUUCGCUGAAUACAUCUGUCCGGUUUGGGACGCGUGUAGAUAUGCAGUUAGCAUGAGCGAUGGCUCGAUCGGCUUUAUAAGCAGUUUGUUCCUAUGUAAUAAUGCUCAUACCUUUCGGUUUCUAUGAGGCUUGGGACUUCAGAACUUGUGGCGAACACGGUAAAGUACUUAUUUAUUUAGCAUUCAAAUUGAUCAGACCCUUCUUAUGUCAAAACAAUUAAGACUAUUUUCGUAUGUCUUUGCUCAGGGCGACCUACUUUUCUUUAAAGCGUAUUGGUUGCCGGGUACUCUUAGUACUAAAUCUGAUGUUCUGGUUACAAGACCAAUGUAAUAUUUGGUAAAUCACUCUGAUUAUCUAAAACUACAAUUAUACACUCUAUUUAGUGUAUAAUCAUUAAGAAAUUGUGAAAUAUCAAAAUUAGGCAAUGUUUAAACGGCAUUAUACUUAAAAUACCCUUUCUCAAAAUUCAAUCUUCAAGUAUAUGUGAUCGAUAUACUUAAAAGCGUUCACUCAGUCGUUUAGUUCACUCGUUCUGAAGUUCAAUCGGUAAUUUCGUACAUUUUCUAAUUAUUAUAUUGGUGUAAAAAUGUAUUUUCUAUAUUUUAUGUGUGGUCGACAUUCAAUUUAGUAUUAAUACCGCACAAGAUGCUAUUUCAGAAUCAUUUUAUAUAUCAUAAUUUAUUUUUACAUUAACUUUCUAGAUUGCGAUUUCUAGAACAUUACGAUAUUUGUAAAUUAUACUCUAUAACAUUGUCAUAGAGUGCAAAAAGCAAAAACAUUUCUACAUCAAUAUAAUAUUUCUGAUUUUUGUAUGAAGACCUGUAAUUUAGGUUAUUUAGGCGUUGUAGUUUAAUAAUAGUUAUUACGAGGCAUUAUACAGCCCUCCACCGAAUGGAAAAACGGCACAAUGUAACCUAAAUAUACUAAUGUUUUUCUUUAAGUAUUAUAGAGAAUAGACAAUUAUUAACAUAAUAAAAUAAACAAACAAUAACGCCGGAAUAACUUAAAUUAUAUACAACCUCAUUCUAUAUUCAAUCUGUGCAAUUAAAUAUGAUAUUUUAAUCCUUUACUAUCAAUGAAUUAUUUUUAUUUAUAUUGUGUAAAAAAAAAACAUUUACACUUUGAUUAUUAAUUUAGCACUUUUUUGUAACAAUUUUAAAUGUUUUAUGCACAGAUUAUAAUUUGUGACUGUCUAACGAUCUUAAUUCGCGGUAAUUUUAAGUAGAUUUUUAUUUUUAUUUUUGCGAAAUGUGGAUGUUCCGAAAUCGUUGUACACUUCAAAGAAAAAUAUAUAAAAAAUAGAUCAGUAUUUAUUUUUGCAUUAUUCGAAGAGGGAUAUUUAUAGUAAAAUAUAUAAAGUACAUAAUAACAAUAUUAUGGUUUAUAAUUAUAUUUAUUAAAUGUGUAUUUAGAAUGAUUUCGGAAUGUCUGUGACUCGAAAAUUGGUGCGUGUCCAUCAUAUAAUUUUUUUAUUUAAAUAAACAUUAAAAUGUUAAUAAAAUCUGAUAACCGUUUUCUCUAAAUUCUAAAAUUUCUAUAUUAAAAACUAUUUACAACUUAGAAAUUCCCAUCUCAUGCUUUUUAGUAAAAUUUUGGUGUUGCUAAGGUUUACAAGUAUUAGAAAUGUUUUAAUUUAAAUUGAAUUAUUUUUUUAAUUAUUUAAUAAAUUUCAUGGUAACAUCGUUUAUUGUUUUGGUCGUAAAAGACUGAUAUUACGUGUCUCGUUAUUUUAGAUCAGGGUCAUAUCAUUGCGUGAACAUCAGUAAUAAUUUGUCAAUUUAAUAACUUUUUGAUGAAGCUUUUAACGUGAAUCGAUUUAGCGAGAGGUAACAUUAACCAAUUCGUUUCUUUUUAAUUGAUCUGAAAAUGUCUUUAUAACACCGGACGUUAAAAAAGCGUCUGCAAAUGCUGCCUAAUUCUUCAAGGUGUUAAGGUGCCAUACAAAAGAGGUGCUGACACAUAAAAAAAGGGAGAAAGGUACAUUGUGCUAAUAACACACGCGAAAAUGUCGAGCGAGGUGUGUCCUGAAUAAAAGUUCGCAAAUAAUGAUGAAUGCUUUCAAACCUACAAAAUAUUAAAUUUAACAUAGGUACAGCAGCAGUUAAGUUCAGAGGAAUAAAAUAAUCUCGCUAUAUCUAUCCGCGCCAUUGAAGACCCGGUCCAUUACAAAAGUACGAAACGCCAUUUUUAUUUUCCCACGAACAUUCCUGUCAAAAUGCGCGCCAAAAAUUGAAAUGGUGCCAAAAGUCAAGUUUAAAAUACGUGUCGCGUACUUUAGUGAUGGAUAUGAAUACAAGAAGAAUAUUCUCCUGCGUAAAUAACGCAUAUGCGAUCAAAGGAAGAUUGAACAAAAAAAAUGCUUAGAAAUGGUAUAAAAUCGAUUUAUAUACUCAUUCCAGAGAUUGAAUGCGUUCGUAGCAAGUUAAGUAGACUUGUUUGAAUUGUUUCCUUGACAUCAAUCUUAUUAAAAGUUCUGAAGUUAUCGAGAAUGUGUAAUGGAUUAAUUUUUGUUGCUGAUGAUUAAAAAAUGUUGCUACUCAUCCCCAUAACAAGAAUACUACUAGCAAUUUACUGAAACUUCAAACCUGUGAUCUCAAUCUUUCGAAUAUUGUGUAAAAUCGAUUUUAUUGAGAGUGACAAUAGCCAAAUUUAUUAAUGCUGAUAUGUUCGCCCUUAACGUAAGGUAGCAAAAUUAUAUUUUAUCCAAUGUAUUAAAACGUCGUGACAAUAUAGACACAACACCUACAGAGGUGUCACUGCAUAAAACCUUGGUUGACAAAAUGUAGGAAGGAAAUUAAAUUGAUUGUAUGCAGUGGUAUUUCUGUUCUUGUAAUUAAUGUGUGUUCGUAAAUUAAUGACCGUUUAGUACUAAUAGCCUGUAUUAUUUUGAUCGUCAUCCAAAAUCCACUUUUGAUGUAUUUAGUUGAAAUAUAAAAUGUGAUUCUUUAUUAAGUGAAUAAUAUGUAAUAUAAUAAACUAACGGGCCAUAAGUCAUAUUGGCUGAAUGUAGCCCUGAUUGAGCCUGUAUUUCGUUUACAUAAAUAAAUAUAAUGCCAAUAG